CGUACAUAAGACGAGAGCCAGCGAGACAUGGGGGAAAUAUGGCGGAAAGAAGCACAUCGACACACGAAAUUACACAUUACCUGAACGUAGAAAAUGCUAAAAUUGCUGCUUUUCUCAUGGUAUCGGGAUUUAUCCUGUACCAUGGGGUUUUACAUCUCAAAUUCGGGAAUGACUCGUGCACGUGGCUGCUGAGUGAUGGCAGGUUCCCAGGAUACAGCACCUGGCAGCCAUACGGAUGUAUGAUGCACAAGUAUUCCAAGAGUGACGCCAGGAUGUGCAUGCACUAUUUGUCCUACUGGGGUGGCAGGAACCACAUCACAUUCGUAGGCGACUCCAGAAUCAGGCAACUCUACUUCGAGUUUAUCAACCUGAUUGGGUCAAAGGAGGUGAAGCAGCAUAAGGCUCACGAGGACAUCCACUUCCAGGACGAGAAGAUCAGUGCCAGGAUUGAUUUCCUGUGGCAGCCAAUGGUGAAUCUCUCCAUGUUUUACAUGUACAAGAACUUCCUGCUGAGUGAGCCCGGCGCCAGACCAAACCUGGUCAUAACAGGCAGUGCCACGUGGUGCAUAAAACUGAACAAUGGAAGCAAGAAUGCUCUGAACAACUAUCAAGUGAAUCUCACAACAAUUGUUCCUCUCUUUGAUAAGCUAAAAGACACAACCAAAAUACUCUGGAUGCUGCAAGAUCCGGUUGUGGAAGAGAAACUGAAUGGAAACCGCUCAAUGAUAACAAAUGAACAAAUUGAUGACUACAACAAAGUUGCUUUGGACUUGCUGCGGCACAGUGAUGCCAAGUUGUGGAAGUCUUCACGUCUUGUUGCCCAGGGGAUGAAGAAGGAGUCUGAGGAUGGCCUGCACAUCUCAAAGCUGGCCCUCGAUCUGGAUGUCCAGAUUCUGCUCAACAUGUACUGCAACAACGACAUGAACCACCACGACGGCACCUGCUGCAACAAGCCGGAGCAGGCCACUACACUGCAGAUCAUCACUGCCGCAUUCUUCCUCGUCUGUAUCGUGUCUGCCAUAGCCCUGUGCCUGUAUCGACGACGCCAGCUGAGGCGGAAUGGGGCAAAGGCAAGAGCAGAAAAUGGGCAGCGAAAUGGACAGAAUGGUCUGCAAGAAUCUCACGAAGGUUGUUAUGAAGUCAUGGUAUCGCUAGCCAAGCUGGGCCUUAUCAUGGCAUACUUCUACCUCUGUGACAGGACCAAUUUUUUCAUGAAAGAAAACAAGUACUACACUCAUGUCAACUUCUUCCUCCCGUUUGCCUACGUCAUGAUACUCGGCUUCUUCUUUACUGAGAAGACGGACAAGACCGCCGUCCUUCACCGAGACCAAACCGAUGAAUGGAAAGGCUGGAUGCAGCUGGCGUUCCUCAUCUACCAUCUGACGGGAGCCAGCAAGGUGCUGCCCGUGUACAUGCACAUCCGGGUGUUGGUGUCGUCCUACCUCUUCCUCACUGGCUUCGGUCACUUCACCUACUUCUGGCAGAAGGGGGAGUAUGGGCUGGUGAGAUACUGCAAGAGUCAAGGUACAGACGUACAUUCCCUUGUGAGGAAAGCUUUGACGAAGAAUGGUUGUCGCCACUUUCCCUUCUAUUGGCACACAAGAAAGAACAGCUUGCGUCGAGUUCUUGAAGUAUUGUUCCGGCUGAACCUGCUGGUCGUGGUGCUGUGUUUUGUGAUGAACAGGCCGUACCAGUUUUACUACUUUGUGCCUCUUGUAUCCUACUGGUUCAUCGUCAUCUACGUGUCCAUGGCGAUAUGGCCUCACAUUACACAGGCAUCGGCUGAAGGGAAUGUGCUGCAUUAUCUGUUCAUGGUCAUCAAGAUGGUUCUGCUGGUCACAAUCAUCACUCUCUUCUUCCUGUCUGAGGUAUUUUUUGAAAAAGUAUUUUUAACCAGGCCUUUCAAGGCCCUGUUUGUGACAUCUGAUGACUCACUGCAUGAGUGGCGAUUCCGGUGGCAGUUAGAUAGAUAUAGUGUAGUUUAUGGAAUGCUGUUUGCAUUUGGGUAUCAAGUUCUUCUGAGGUACAAGAUCAUCAAUGAUAGCCAUGAGGAAAACCUCUUCUCGAAGCCAAUGUCCUGGUUGCUAGGUGUGCUGGGACUGAUAGGCAUUGGGAGUUAUGCUGCCUUCACUUUCCUCUGUGGCAGUAAACAACAGUGUAAUGAUGUGCACUCUUAUAUAGCUUUCCUUCCUAUCAUUUCCUACAUAGUUUUACGGAAUGUGCCAGGAUGGCUGAGGACGAGGUACAGCUCUUUCUUUGCUUGGUUUGGCAAGAUCUCACUGGAGCUGUUCAUCUCCCAGUAUCACAUCUGGUUGGCGGCCGACACCCACGGGGUCCUUGUCCUCAUCCCCAGCUACCCUGUCCUCAACGUCAUCCUCACUUCCUUCAUCUUCAUCUGCACCAGUCAUGAGAUAUCCAAGAUCACCGCCAACCUGGCCAAAUACGCUGUGCCCAACGACUGGAAGUCGCUCCUGAGGAACGUCAUCUGUUUCUUUGCAGUCUUGGUUCCGAUCUGUGUUACCAAUGGAGUGAUAGCUUUAUAAUGGUUGUGUUUGGAAUGUGUUGUUGGUUGUGUGUGAUUUUAAUCAGGGUACUGGCAAAUUAUGUGGGUUUAACAUUUUCUUUUAUCUGCAGUAUGUUUUUAUAAGUCACACACAUUUCAUUUUGAUUGGUUGAAUAUUUAUUUAUUUACACUUUUAAAAAAUACUGCAUUGAAAAUGAGGAGUGUCAGUAUUAAGCGAUAUAGUCGUAAUGGUUAGAAAAGACAUUCCUGGUGUUGGUCAGUGCACAGAUUCUCUAACACAUGUCCCCUAGGUUCAGUUUUAAUGUGCCUACUUUUAGCUCCCCUAAUGUCAAGUGAGCUUAUGUUGUGCGGCAUUGUCAGUCGUUAACUUUUCCUUUUUCAUGAUCUAUGAAGCUGAAACUAUGCAAAUGUGAACCCAGUUAUGAUUUAUCUGAAUACUGAUCCUCACAGCAACCAUAUUGAUCCAUUAUAUCCAUUGCUCAGCCUGCAUCACAUUAUAAAAUUGGAUGAGCAGCAUGUAUGCAGAACAAUAUAUCUAGCUUACCUGACUGAAUGGCCCUGACUGAGUGAGCUUUGGUUAUUUUCUGUCUUCACUCAUGAAGUUCUGUUGCAUAUCUACAAGACCUAUUGAGUUGACUCUGUGUGAAUAUUUUAUAUUGUCAAAAUGAAUUAUGUCAAGCAAAAAUGUAAUUUUACAAAAAGUAAGAACCACAGGGCCAAGGGUUAACCUUGAUGUGAAAGGAAUGACUUAGAGGAUCCAAGUUUGUUCAUCAUUAUUUGCACUCAACAUCAUUGUCCUUAAAGAUGUUGCAAAACUUCGCCUUUUUUGUCUUUUUCCCCAAAUAUUGUGCAUCAUAUUUUUCUUUUACUCACCAUACAUAUUUGUACCAAAAUAAGAUUGAAGGGUCAUAGAAUUGUUACUUUGAAAGUCAGGUGAGCUACAGCGCUGUGUCUUUUUUUGACGUAUAUGAUCUGCUUUUCACCCAAGGGCAAGUCCUGUCAUGGGUAAUAAACAUGGUGCCAACAGCACUGUGUCUCACCUGGAUAUGAAGUAAAGAGUUUCAAUUGUCAACGAAGUCAGUAUUGAUUCUGAGGACUAAAAUUUAAUGAUUUGAAAAAAUUACAAUGGAGAAGCAUACAUACCAAAGUUUUGUUGCUUCAGGGAGAAGUUUAGAGAUCCAAAUAUGCAGUUUGAGAGAAUUAACUAAGUACACAAAGCAUGUGAUUGGUCUAAUGAAAUGCAUUUUGAGAGAAUUUAGGCGUCAAAGGUCAACAUAUUGUGAAACGUGGAAUACAUGUUGAGCCAAAUGUACACGUCCCAAAUUUCUUUGAAUUUGGAACAACCCCCAAAUUACUGAGUAAUGUCCAUAAAGAUCUUUUUGAAUAUAUCUGUUGUGAUGGCCAUUUUGAAAAUUGGGGUGGCAUCAUUUGUGGGAAAGAAACCUGUGAAAUUUCAGCUUCAUACAAAUGUUGCAUGAUUUGUGUAUUUCCGAUGCCUCAAACAAACAGGUAUCAUGAUUAUCUCUGCCACCAAGUUUUGAAGAACAGGACUUUUAAUCAAUGAUGGCUACCUGGCGGCCAUAUUGAAAUUCCAAUUAUGAAGUCCCUCAUCAACCCAAAAUUUCAGCUGAGUCCAUCAUAGAAGUCUAAAUUGUUUUGUUUGUUUAACGCUGCGACACUCAGCAAUGUUCCAGUUACAUUAUGAGCAACUCCUGUAAGGUUAUGAUGAUGCAAUCAACCAAGUCAUUGAGUCUGAUCACCUGCACAAUAUUGUUGCAUCUUAUGACAAGCAUAGGUUGGUGGGGGUCUAUUCUUAUCAGGAAUCCACAUGGUGUCAGGUCAGGUGAUCUAAAAAUCAUAUCUUAGACCCAACUACACACUAGCCUGCCACUACAGUUCACUGAUUUACAUACACUUGGGAGUAAUAGAAACCAAAAUGGUUCAAGCAACAUUUUUAGGGGUGGUCAGGUGGCCUAGUGGUUACAGCGUUAGCUCGUCACGCUGAAGACCUGGGUUCGAUUCACGACAUGGGUACAAUGUUUGAGGCCCAUUUCUGGUGUGCCCUACCGUGAUAUUGCUGGAAUAUAGCUAAAAGCGGCAUAAAACCAAACUCACUCACUCAAGCAACAUUUGAGAGGUUUGAAGGAUAUCCAGGUGGAAAAAAAAAUGUUUUGCCCAAUUUGGUCAUUCAUAAGAUUUGACGAGUCGUUUUAAGUCUUCUCAAGAAACACAAGACAAAGAAAGCCGAAUGUAACUCGUUGACAAUGUUAUAAUAUUAAUAGUCCAUUGGUGUAGCGCUUUUCCAUUCUGGGGAUAAUGCUCAAAGCGCACAGAGAAAGCGUUUUGGCAGAAGAGAUGGGUCUUAAGUGAAUUUCUAAAGGCAGAGUCGCGAAGUUCGAGUGAAAGAUUGCUCCAGUGACAUGUUUCUGCAUUAGUUGAGCUUAUGGCACAAGAAGUAGAUGUUGUGAUUUUGAGUCAUCAGUGAGUGUUGCAAUUGUUUCAUUAUGAUUCGGUUGAGCUACAGCACUUAUGGCUUUAUUUUUGGUAUAUGCAAAUCAUGAUCAAAUCACAAGUAAAAGAACAAAUAAUAUUUUUCUCAUAGUUUAUUAUUGAUGCUCAUCAGUAUUCAACAUCAGUUUAGAAAACCAGGGCCCUGGCCCCUCUGCUCAAUGGGAGUGCUGCAAAAAUACAACAACACCAUUCAUCUUCUCACAUGAGUUUAGAAAGCCCUGAUAUGAGAAACCAUGUUCCGACACCCCUCUGAAAUAGCAUGGAAUCUCUCCAUGUUAAAGGGAGAAGGUGAUGUGUAUGUUAUAUGAGGGAAUUACAAUUGUUCAGUUCAAAACCACAUUGAAAAAUGGUUUAAUUGUAUUGACAUUUAUUGGCACAAUGGCUCUGGAAUGUAGAGAACACCCAUGUGUUCUGCUGUGUGCUGAUUUAUCCUAUUGUACAUCAUGUAUUUAUAGUGUAUAUAUUAUUAUGUCCCUUGUAUCAUAUGUAUAUAUAGCAUGAGUGGAGAUGAAAGGUUUUCCUGGGAGAAAUGAUGGGAAUGUGCAAGUGAUAGCAUAAUAUUUGUAAUGUUGGCCAGUGUUUAGCAAAAUGAAAAGGCAAUGCCUGAAUUGAUUGUGGUAGAAGGGCAUUAUUCACUGUGUUUUGUACUUGCUCAAACCUCGGGAUAGGCGUGUGAAUGAGGAAACAUUCAUGUUUGUCGCUUCUCUAUUUAACAUAUGCUUACAGCAAUGAAAGUAAUUUAUAUCGGUAGGACAUGUUUUCUCACACAGGUUGUACAAGGAUACACAAUAGCAUUAAUUAGUCACCUGAAGAUUUGGUGCUACAUAUCAAAAUUUCCUUUGUCAUGUUUCCAAGAAUGAAUCGCCAGACACUUGCAAUCAAUUCCUAUUUAACCGCGUAUAAACAUUCAUUUCAACAACACUUAAAAGUAUCAGUACCCAGCCCACACCACCCCUCUAAUGGUUGACAUAUACGAGGUCUGAUUUUCAACAUUGGGAUCUUUGGCUAUUCCUCAUGUAGUGGGGGCGGUCGGGUAGCCUAGUGGUUAAAGCGUUCGAUCGUCACGCCGAAGACCCGGGUUCGAUUCCCGACAUGGGUACAACGUGUGAACCCCAUUUCUGGUGUCCCCCGCCGUGAUAUUGCUGGAAUAUUGCUAAAAGCGGCGUAAAACCAUAUUCACUCACUCACUCAUGUAGUGCUUGGACCAGUUCAUUCAAGUUUUGAAUGGGAGGGUCUCCAGCUCUCACUCAGCAGCCAAGGUAAUCUUAAAGGUGUUCAAAUCAGUUUUGUGAUUUUUUUUUCGGAAUUGGAUUUUGAAUCGGGUGGUGGUUAAUUAAUGGUCAUGUGUAUAUAAGGUUUUGUGGAGGGAUAACUUGAUACCGAGUUUUAUAAUAAACCUUCACGGUUUAUUAACUCCGCCAGUAGUGAAAAACAUGUCCCUGAUCUUCACUUGCAGCAAGCAUUGUCUCACCAUCUUGGGAAGGGGUAAAAACACAAACUGUUUAUAGCAUUCAAGAAAUACACACAUACCAAACUGUAUUUGCUUCAGUUAUAUAGUGAAACUUAUGCCCUUGUCGUUUCCACACCUUCUGUCAGCACUUCAAGCCACGUUUUGUUAAUGUGAUUGUAUAGGCUACUGAAAGUAAACAUGUUAUGUAAUA
Molecule: messenger RNA, 6696 nt
Organism: Haliotis rufescens (red abalone)
Lineage: Eukaryota; Metazoa; Mollusca; Gastropoda; Lepetellida; Haliotidae
Product: N-acetylneuraminate 9-O-acetyltransferase-like
Exons: 23
Coding region: 39-2543 (834 amino acids)
Source: RefSeq, a predicted model, not a curated record